CCGAAUACAAAGUAUAACAUUGGCGUCCUCGGCGCUUGUUUCUUCCCUGGGUGCGAGAUCCGUUGCGUUUUUGGUUGUUGUUUGCUUUUGGUUUGACGUACCGCUGUAGUCUUUCGCGUCUGCGUCAUAGCAAUGUGUAAUCGCAAUUCGGUUGUUUCCGGCUGCGUGACUUGUCGCGUGUGAGCCUCUCGUUCUAGUAGGCCCUUUUCCUUGGGCACGCCCAUUGCCCGUCCCUCUUCUCCCUCGCCUACCGAAUCUCCUGGGAUUGGCCCGUCCGGGUCGUCACGGGGGCUUUACCCAUCUUGCCGGUUGCAGUACGACUCUUCGCCACGUGCGUCGUCUCCACGCGGUCACCCCGCUGGUGCACAGCUCGGUGUUGUCGCCGCAGCCCGUCCUGCUGCCAUGCGCCGUGCCCGCGAGGAGAUUGAUACCGCCCGCUCCAUACGAGGACGUGAAGUCGACACCGAGAGUUUCCGCCUCUUGGUGACGGAACCGUCGGAACCUUACGGUGGUGGGGACGGGCGGAAACCGUCACUACCGCCGUCUGACACGUCUGGUUACGCGUUACUGGCUACAUGGGAGCGUGGUCCGACCUUCCUGUCGGCGGAGAUGAAAGGGGCGCAUGUUUACGUGCGGUCGAAGGAGGAGGGCUGGCAGCUGGGGGUGGUGCAUCAGGUUUCGAGGGCGCGGGAGGAGGACCUCCCGUGCAACGUCCAUUUCGUCGACCUCGAGCGGCGUUUCAACGUGUCGCCGUCGCCGGCGAAAUAUUGUACGGCGAUGGAUGGUCCGCCUGGCCCAUGGUGCUUUCUGGUGCACAUGCGGUCCGGGAGCGUCCGACGGAACGGGAUGCGCUGUGGUGCGCUGUGAAGGAG
Molecule: messenger RNA, 872 nt
Organism: Ectocarpus sp. CCAP 1310/34
Lineage: Eukaryota; Phaeophyceae; Ectocarpales; Ectocarpaceae
Source: the annotation of a GenBank genome assembly